Molecule: messenger RNA, 3507 nt
Organism: Carassius auratus (goldfish)
Lineage: Eukaryota; Metazoa; Chordata; Actinopteri; Cypriniformes; Cyprinidae
Product: junctophilin-2-like
Exons: 6
Coding region: 369-2729 (786 amino acids)
Cellular component (GO): junctional membrane complex; plasma membrane; endoplasmic reticulum membrane
Source: RefSeq, a predicted model, not a curated record
ACUGCUAAAACAUAUCCAGGAGCUCCAAGUGCAAAGAGGGGAGGCAGGGAGAGGGGAGAGGGGUGAAAGCCAUGAAAGACCACUGGCUCGACAAUUCGAUUAAAUAGAUCAUUGUAAACUGAAACAAUAUCAUGUAACUAAAAAACAAAACAAUCCUCCCUCUCCCAAGUCAACUUCAAACUUUAGCACGCUUGUUUCAGUUCAACAUAUUUAAGGAAUUAUGCGCGUGCACGACUAUUCUAGAAGUUUAACGCAAGGAAAGGCUCUCCUGGCUCCGUUGGAGUUUGACAGAUGGAUUUAACAGAGAUCGAGCCGUUCGUUACUGUUGAUUUUUAAAGUCAAAGUUAGUGGUAAUUGCAUUAAGUGCGAUGAGCGGAGGUCGCUUUGAGUUCGAUGAUGGCGGGGCUUAUUGUGGAGGCUGGGAGGGAGGUAAAGCGCACGGACACGGGAUCUGUACCGGACCUAAAGGACAAGGAGAGUUCUCCGGUUCCUGGAAUUACGGGUUCGAGGUGGUGGGAGUCUAUACUUGGCCGAGUGGAAACACUUACGAGGGGUAUUGGUCCCAAGGAAAGCGUCACGGUUUAGGUGUAGAGACCAAGGGACAAUGGAUUUACAAGGGAGAGUGGACGCAUGGAUUCAAAGGCAGAUACGGGACGCGCAUCAGUCAGGCCAGCGGUGCCAAGUACGAGGGCACUUGGAAUAACGGACUGCAGGAUGGUUACGGGACGGAGACCUACGCGGAUGGCGGUACCUUCCAGGGCCAGUUCACUGGCGGCAUGCGACACGGCUAUGGAGUACGCCAGAGUGUUCCUUACGGGAUGGCAGCAGUGGUGCGUUCUCCUCUGAGGAACUCUCUGAGCUCCCUGCGCAGUGAACACAGCAACGGGACACUCCUUCAGCAGGACAUCCCGGUCAUCACCGCCACCAAUGCGGCCGGCCAAGAGACCCUGGUCAACAUGCCCAUGCCUCUGGGCCCAUCUCGUGGCGGCUUCGCCCUCACCCUGCAAGUGGACCCGGAUGCAGUCAAGCCCAAGAAGAAAGGCCUCUUCCGGCGUAGCUCGCUUCUUGGCAAGCUGAAGAAGUCCGAUUCCCGCACAUCCCUCUCCAGCAAUAAGAGUAAGAUCAGCUUUCUGCGGAGUGAUUCAGCUCUCAGCUCCGCCGCCAGCGAUGCCAACUCAACCAUCAGCCUGGGUGAGAGCGAAGGGGAAGGUGAAGGUCACGAGUUUCCCCCAGUGGAGUCAGACAUUGACGCCACCACUACUGAAAUCUACAUGGGAGAGUGGAAAAACGACAAACGCUCAGGGUAUGGGAUCAGUGAACGUUCUAGUGGGCUUAAAUAUGAGGGCGAAUGGCUGAACAACCAACGGCACGGUUAUGGGUGCACCACUUUUGCAGAGGGUGGCAAAGAAGAAGGCAAAUACGUUAACAACAUGCUGGUGAAGUCUGUAAAGAAGAGGAUGAUUCAGCUGAAGGGCACUAAGAUCAAGCAGAAAGUGGAGCGCAGUGUGGAAGGAGCCCAGAGGGCAGCUGCCAUAGCCAAACAGAAGGCCGAAAUCGCCAACUCAAGAACAGCUCAUGCCAAAAGCAAAGGAGACGCCGCAGACCAGGCCUCCAUAGCCUCUAACAAUGAGUCUAGUAUCGCCCGUGUGGUUGCCAGAGAGCUCUCUCCCUCUUUCCAUCAACCAGGUCCCGAGUAUAUGAAAAAACGAGCCUUGCAGGAGGUUGCUGAGAGCAAUGAGAAUGCAGACACAGGGAUGCACGAGCCCUUGUUAGCUGAGGAUUCCCUACCAACACCCCUGGAGCGCCCCUUCAUGGAUGAGAUGGAAAGUCUAAGACCAAGCUCCACCUCUGCACGCACCCCCUCACCCACUGCAGUCAUCGUCCCUCAGGCACCCAGCAAGGAAGAUCCAAACCUCUUGAGCACUGGCAGCUGGAAUGGACAUAAGGCCAGUCGGGGCAGUGGUAGCAGAGGUAGCAGUCGAGCAGGAAGUAGGCCAAGCAGUCGACCCAGCACCCCUUCUUUCACUCCUGCCAUUGCUCCCGCUUCAGACGCCGCUCCGGAGGAGCAUUCUGCUCCCAGCAGCAAGGUCCCAGCCCGUACCCCUAGCCGCCAGAGUGCCAAAGCUGAGCAGGGAUCGGACCUGGAAAUCAAAGCCCUGCAGAUAAUGGACUCGGAGUUAAGAGCAGUAGAACCUGCCCCUGCUGCUACGCCAGUAAGAACCAACCUCGUCCUUACCACAGACGAAGAUGAACCACCUCCCCACCCUGCCCCCAAGCUGUCCUUCAAAGCAGUCACACCAGAGCCAAAGGGAGCUGAAGUCAAACACAGAGCUGAAACAAGGGAGCCUUUAAAUGAGCGUCCAGCUUCGAUGACAGAAAGCAAGCCUGAGUCUAGGACAGAAGUCAGGGAAGAGAAGAAAUUAACUAACAGAAUUGAGCCUAAAACUUCACUGAAAAGAGAACCAAGCCCUGCCCCAAAAGCUGCAUCAAAGCCUGAGCCCAAGUCAGUGCCUAAUCCAGAACCUAAACCUGUGGUCAAGCCGGUUGCUAAACCCAUUGCCAAGGUCGAGGCCAAAACUGAGAUGAGGCAGAGGUCUAUUGUGAAAGCCCCUAGCGAAACGAGACAAGAGCCUCUAGAGCUAGUUGAGGGGCCAAACACGAUUUUGAUCUGCAUGGUUAUAUUCCUGAACAUUGGUUUGGCAAUUCUAUUCGUUCACAUCCUAUCUUGAGAUGACAAAGCCUAAGCCAAAACCAUCCAGGUGAAAUAAACUACCGUGGGGAGCUGUGAGGAUGCACUGCACUCCAUUAACGGCUCUGUUGUUGCAUUAUCCAGUUUCAGACCAGCCCUCCUGAGCUACUCUAAAGUUGGUUACCAUCUGUAAUUGGACCGAGUGCUCCCAAAUGAUCAGUGUGUCUCAGUACCUGAACAUAAUAGAAUAAAGCAUUUGUGCACAUUUGCUUUGUUUGUGGAAGGUAUGCUGCAUUUAACAGUACUGCUGAAGUCUAAUGCAGGUGAAACUGAAUCAUCUAUAAGGGCUAAUUGUUAUGUACGUUCACAAUCACAUCACAUAUCCUAUAGAGCAGAACAUGUCACUUGGCGUGUAACAUUCAUUUUUGGAGAAUAAACAAAUAGUUAUGACAUUAUGAAAUGGGUCCGUACAGUUUUUUUUUUUCUUUUCAAUGGCUAGAACAAACAUAAAAUCCACCAGUGCACCAGGUAGUGUCAUGCUUCAUAAUCUCAGAUGCUGUAUGCAAAAUGUCUUAAAGUCUCGCCUGCAUGACAAAGAGCAACAUGUUUUCCAUAACGGAAGUGUAAGUAUUCUACAAUUUAGCAACAAAAAGAUGACAAAAAGGCAAAAAAGAAAGUAGUAAUGAAAAUGAGGUCUAUGAAGAUGUAACAUGCUUGAUUUUAUUAAGCUAAAGCAUCCCUAUAGAGAUGGUCUCCACAAAUUAGUGUGAGAGUUUUUAAACGAAUCUAAACAUACCACUAUUUAUUGAAUGGAAAAA